CAGUCCCAGCCUUCCCCGCCCUCCACCCCCACCACAACUCAGCAGCCGUCACGUGGUACCCGGAGUAGGAGGGGUGGGGGCAGAAGAGACGAGACUUUUUUGGGUGCUCCGGAUCGCCAGUAGUUCUUCAAGCCUCAGCAGCCAACUCCUACGGAGGCGCUGCGCUCCGCCCCAGGGAGCGCGAACCGGAGGAGCCUGGGACCAGCCUCUGGGAGCCCCGGGCGCGGGCGAUGCGGGCGCCGCGGGCGACACCUGCGGCUCCUCUCGGUGGCAGCCGUCGCCUGGGCGGCAGCAGCGCGAGCCUCGGCAGCCUCGGCAGCUACAGUGGCCGCGGCCGGAACAGCCUCCGCUGCGGUCGUUGUCUCUGAUGCUCUUGCCCGCUCCCGGCCCUGCCGAUCCGGGAGGAUGUGGGUUCUCGGCAUCGCAGCAACUUUUUGCGGAUUGUUCUGGCUUCCAGGGCUGGCGCUGCAAAUUCAGUGCUACCAGUGUGAAGAAUUUCAGCUGAACAACGAUUGCUCGUCCCCUGAGUUCAUAGUCAAUUGCACCGUGAACGUUCAAGACAUGUGUCAGAAAGAAGUGAUGGAGCAAAGUGCGGGGAUCAUGUACCGGAAGUCAUGUGCAUCGUCAGCAGCCUGCCUCAUCGCCUCAGCUGGGUACCAGUCCUUCUGUUCUCCCGGGAAACUGAACUCCGUGUGUAUCAGUUGCUGCAACACCCCUCUUUGCAACGGGCCGAGGCCCAAGAAGAGAGGCAGCUCCGCUUCGGCCAUCAGGCCAGGGCUUUUUACCACCGUCCUGUUCUUCAACUUAGCCCUCUGCUUGGCACACUGCUGAAGCUAAAGGAGAUGCCCACCCCUGCUGCCUCAUCUGUCCGGCCCUUCCUCUCUCACCUUCCCGAGUCUCUUCUGGCUGUCCUUCUAUUCUGGGUAGACAAGGGAGUCCUUUUGUUCCCUUUCGAGUAACAAGAUUGCGUGCACAAAUACUUUUGUAAGCUCUGAACCAAUUCACAAUGUCCGUGUGUAGUUGAAGAGAAAGCGUGGAGCAGAAAGCCCAGACCCUCCCAUCCCAAUCUGGUUAACCACCGCCAAGGCUAUCCUGGAAGAAUCAGCCCUUAGAAGUCAUUGAGAUAUGCGUCUGUCUUUCCCAAAGCCUGGAGCUUCCAUUCUGUCCCCAUAGGAGUCACAGUCUAUUCGGGGGCUGUGGCGUGAAGGUAACUUUGCAUCUGUGGGAGGGAAGAGCCUGUUUCUGCUCAAGGCUUCUAACUUGACAUUCACACUUCCUGCUCCUGUAAACUAUUUUCUGUGGCGGAACCAGCAGGUUUGGUCUCUGAGCCGGUCUGUGGUGACUCAGGACUCAAGGGCUGGGGCUCGCCCUCUAGAGGCUUAGCCUCCGCCUGAAAAGUGCUUAAGAAAACCUUGUUAGUUCUCCGGGAGGAAGAGUUACUACGCCGGGAGGCUAGGAAGAUGAGCGGGCUGCGGGCUGAGCGGCUGCUGUUUUUGGUAGAGCUGAAGUAGGCACGCUGCUGUUUCUCCUGGUUGGCAUGCUGCAGAGUCAGCCGGCAGCAGAGAACCUGCCAGAACACCUUCCGGAACUGCUGAGAAGACACGUUGUAGAGGAGAGGGUUGACCACGGAGCUGAGGUAGAAGAAGGUGUCGGAGAAGGGGAGGAGGAUCAUGUACGCCUUGAAGUACGACUUGGUCCAGUCAUGUUUGGGUUUUGCUGCGGCCAUGAUCCGUCGGAUCUGAUUUGGCAUCCAACACACGGCCAGUGUCACCACGAUCAGUCCUGGGCAGGCGAGAAGAGGAGAGAGAAAAGGAGAUGGGGAGAAAAACAGCAUGAGAACAAAAAUAAAUAAAUAAACACCCAUAAAAUAUUCAGCCCCUUGGUUCUGUUGCUUACUGGCUGGGAAACGGUACCAAUCUUUCAGUGCUGUGCUUGACGGCUUCUUUUUGCCACCGGCAAAGGAGAAUUUAAUGCUGCUUCAAGCUCAGGGGACUUGGCUAUGUUAAAAAGCGUUAAAUGCUUUCGACAGUGUAUUUAUACCUGUGGAUGCCUGUUAAUUUUCAAAAUGUUUUCAUUGUUGCUCGUGAAUCCAGAAAAUAUCUCAUGUUGGCCAUAAA
Messenger RNA from Rattus rattus (black rat), 2117 nucleotides. RefSeq names its product LY6/PLAUR domain containing 1 (gene Lypd1). The coding region runs from base 406 to 831 and encodes 141 amino acids. Gene Ontology annotation, molecular function: acetylcholine receptor inhibitor activity. The record is from RefSeq and is a predicted model, not a curated record. The transcript is spliced from 3 exons. Lineage: Eukaryota; Metazoa; Chordata; Mammalia; Rodentia; Muridae. Gene Ontology annotation, biological process: acetylcholine receptor signaling pathway.